AUGAAACUAAUCCAAGAGAUAUCGGAACGGCACCUCGACGACAUGGAAGAUAAAAAGGCUGAUAGCGCCGUGGGCGGUGGACAAGAUGACGACAAGAGAGGUUUCAAGUGCGUCCGCAACACAGCGGCUCCGGCGCUUCGCUUUCUGUCCAUCGGUCCGGCAAAACGGCCCCCCAGCGCCGACAAACAAACGCGACGAUCGUCCAACCCCUGA
This is a messenger RNA of Caenorhabditis auriculariae, 213 nucleotides long. NCBI's taxonomy places the organism in Eukaryota, Metazoa, Nematoda, Chromadorea, Rhabditida, Rhabditidae. The record is from the annotation of a GenBank genome assembly.